Necator americanus (New World hookworm) is the source of this 336-nucleotide messenger RNA. RefSeq lists its product as uncharacterized. The record is from RefSeq and is a predicted model, not a curated record. NCBI's taxonomy places the organism in Eukaryota, Metazoa, Nematoda, Chromadorea, Rhabditida, Ancylostomatidae. The transcript is spliced from 4 exons. Bases 1 to 336 code for a protein of 111 amino acids.
AUGACGAACAGGACGUAUUUUCGCCACUUCGUUGCAGCACUUGCCCCCGGCUAUGCGCUGAGCACUGUGGCCAUGGUCAAUAUGUGUCAGAGAGACAAGAGUUCGUCGCGAAACAGCGUGCUACGGACGGAAGGCGCCAGAGAAGUAUUGACAAAAUCUCGCUCUUUCGCACCUACUUCCUCGUUGUGGCAGAACAAGGAGAGAAUCGCUCGCUCACGUCGGCGCGUUACUAAGAGAAACCUCUCACUCCAAGCGAAAACUGGUUUUCACUUUGUACAGCACUGUCGAACACCUCGCCGUACACAAGCGUUGUUUUGGGAGAAUCUUGUUGCAUGA